GGCGGGUACUGCCAAGGCCAGCGCGUCAAAGCACCAGAAAGGGUGCAUUUCGACUUCAAGCUUCAGCUUCAUCAUCCUCUUAUUCGAUGAUUAUACUAUUGGCUAAUCGUCCCUCCGAGGCGACCCCAAAUAGGGUUCAUAACCCCUAAUGGUUUCUUAAACCCGAGUCGCGCUCUGAGAUAUGCAAGAGGGGCGUCAUUUCGUACAUUUACAUCGCACGCCGAGAACUAAAAGCUGCUGGCUUAGAAAUCGAUUUCGGCGCCCUGCAGACGACCACCAUCUUUCGCAAUAAAGUAUCAUCUCACUUUCCAAGACGCUCGUGCUUUAGAAAUCAAAUGUCAAAAUUCCGGAAUAUAAAAUUGAAUCCAGUUCCAGUCCCCAAGGACUUUCCAUCAUAAACAUUAACUCAGCUUCCCUAUAUUCCUACCUAAGAUGGCUCCAUCAAACAAAGGGCUCCUCAAGAUCGCUCAAGGCAAAAGUCGAUUAGCGGAUAUUCCCAUCCCAGAUGUACCGGAUGAUUCUAUCUUGGUCAAGACAGUAGCUGUGGCUAUAAAUCCUACUGAUUGGCAAACUCUUGACGAAGCUCCAACCCCGGCCUUUACACAUUCGCUUCUCGGUGUCGAUGCAGCUGGUAUCGUCGUCGAAGUAGGGAAGAGUGUCAUCAAGAAUAUCAAGAAAGGAGACAGAGUUGCUGGAUUCUCUCAUGGAGCCAACGACCGCAACCCAGUCACAGGCACAUUCGCCAAUUACAUCCUCAUGAAAGGCGAUCUCACGCUUCGCAUUCCUCCUAACAUGUCGUUCGAAGAUGCAGCCACUACACCUUGUGGUCUCGUAACCGUUGGAUUGGGCUUCUAUCGACACUUAGAGCUCCCGUUCUUGACUUAUCCCGUGGAAUCAAAGACUGCUGGCCCGUUUAUUUUGAUUUAUGGCGGAUCCUCAGCCACAGGCUCGCUUGCGAUUCAGUUCGCGAAAUUAUCUGGUCUUACAGUCAUCACCACUGCAUCUCCACGAAACUUUGAUUUUGUGAAAAGCCUCGGUGCUGAUCACGUCUUUGACUACGUCGGUCCCCUCACAGCCUCCAAAUCAGUUCUCGACUUGCUAACCCAGCUACAGCACAACCCAGAAGUCGGCGCCAAAAUCAACUCCCUAACAGCUAAUACUCUCCACCUCGUCUUUGACACCAUCGCCAUCCCCUCCUCAUCCACCAUCUCCGCACAAGCCCUCUCCACCUCCCCGACCGGCAAACUCCUCUAUGUGACCCUGCUCUCCGUCCCUAUGUCUCGUCCUGAAGUUGAAAACAUCUUCUUUCUUGGUUACACAGCCUCUGGUGAGGAGUUUGACAUGGAAGGUGAGGUGUGGCCUGCUUCAAAAGAGGACAAUUUGCUGGCGAGGAAGUUCGUCGGGCUUUGUGAUAAGCUGUUGAGGGAGGGAAGGAUUAAGACGCAUCCGGUUAGCAAAAGGGACGGCGGACUGGAUGGUAUUCUUGGAGGUAUGAUGGAGAUGAAGGAAGGUAAAAUCAGUGGCCAGAAGCUGGUCUACAGGAUCAGUGAUGACGAGUAAAUGAAUUGACUAGGUCUUGUUGGUGGUUGCAGGUACCCAGGCCUGAUCCUGUGGUUUCAAAAUCAGGACACACAAACGUUUCCCAUCCUUGACUUUAUUUUCAGAAAUCAAAGCCACGAAUCAACCGAGUCUCAUUGCCAUACUUCCAAUCUGCCUAGAUGGACACCAAAUCGUGCUAUGGUCUUCGCUGUUGGUAUCAUCGUCCAACAAUUACAUGUCAACAAAACUUGCAUAUACUAGCGAUUGAUUGUACCAAAUCUCAAUGCAAUGUAUCGUGGUCCUUAUCUGCGGUCAAAGGAAUUUUAUCCAUGGAUCGGCCGGGUCGGAUUGUACGAAGGAACACACAUUCAUUGCAUCGACUCGUAAUAGAAUCCUUCUUCCCUCGCCAAGAAAGAAAGAACAUCGCUUACGGUGUUGCCAUGCCCAUACCACGAAACGACCAAACUGCCGUUGAAAUAUGCUUUCUGACUACAAACAGACCUGCAGUUUCCUAAUCACAUCAGAAAAGUAACAGAAUCCCUCCAGAACAUGAGAUAAUCCUCAAUCUAUCCAUCCAUUCAUUCACUGCAUCCAACACCCCAGUCGCAAGCCGAGCCUCAUAAUCCACGUCUCCUUCUCGGCAAGCAUGCAAUGCAGGUCAGCCAGAUAUCUGUCCAUGUCCACAAGAACGAACACGCCCCGCGGCUAGCGGCUAAUCUACCCACCUAGCUAUUAUUAUGAAUCAUAGAAUCUGGGUAAUAUCCGCGUCGCUCGAAACACCCAGUAAUGAGACCCAGGAGAUGAUUUUCUUGGCUGCUUAUGAAUCACUUUGGCCAUAAGUCUUUGCUGAGCUCUGUGCAGCGGGAGGAAGGGAAGAACACUAUAUCUUCGUCAGCUUACGGUGGGAGAAAUUGUGUUUGGCGGGCCCUAAUAUUGAUAAUUUUGGGAAAGUAUAGUGAGAGUUAAUUUAAGUAUGUUCUUGAUGAAGGCUGUCGUAGUGAUUCUUGCAACGAUGGAAGGAUGACAUGGAGAUUGUAUUUUGAGGGAGGCAGUGGAGGAUGCGUGGCUGGGCCGGGCCUCUUUGUUGUAUUGUUUACUUGUUCGCUUGCCUCUGUUAUUUCUGGAGACACAUGACGGAUGAUGAAGCUGCCGAUAGAGGAUCGUGCGAUAGUUUCUUGACUCGGCUUUGGAGGUGAUAGUAUAUAAAUGAUGGGUUCGUCCCGUUGAAGAGCCAUUCAGUUCAUCA
Messenger RNA from Cadophora gregata, 2785 nucleotides. RefSeq lists its product as uncharacterized. The record is from RefSeq and is a predicted model, not a curated record. Gene Ontology annotation, molecular function: oxidoreductase activity, acting on NAD(P)H. The coding region runs from base 433 to 1560 and encodes 375 amino acids. NCBI's taxonomy places the organism in Eukaryota, Fungi, Ascomycota, Leotiomycetes, Helotiales, Ploettnerulaceae. The transcript has 5 exons.